UUCGCAUCAUGUGAGCAGAGAGCGAGAGCGCCAGGAGGAGGAGAGGGGAAAAGCCUGAGCGUCGUGGCGGUCGGCCAGGGUGGAUCUAUAGAUUUCCCAAGGCCUUCAUUUCCAUCUGAUUUGAAUACACACCGUGCAGUUCAUCUUUUUAUGAGGGAAUAGAUCAAUCCAUGGUCUCAGUAAGUCAUAGCAAACUGCUAUCUGUUUCUGGUCCAUUGCUUGCCCCAGCUUUUGAUCAGCAAGAUAUCAUAUUAGAUGUUUUCCAGCCUGACAUGCCACCAUUAAAUUUACUGCCGGACUGCAGCAAUGAACAAGUAUCUGUCCCAGCUGCUACCUCAAACACAGUUUCUACAUCAGAGGUGGGUGUCUCGUUGUCAAUGGUAAAGAAGGAAGUGGAGAAAUCACAGAAUACCAUCUAUGAGGCUUACCUCAAACUGCCAGAUUUUUGUUCAGAUGUCUCUAGAGAUUUCAUCCCUACAUUGGAAGAGAUCGAGGAGUUCCUCAAUGAGAAGAAAGAACUUGUCAAGGAUGAACUGAAUGACAGCCAACCAGGGGGGCAACUUGAAAUAAAAUCUGAAAUCAACUUAAGCAGUGCAGGGGAAGAGUCUGCUACUGGAACUGAUCUAGAUGAAGGUGUUUCUUGUUCUGUUCAGGCUGGUGUAGCAUCUGGAGAUAUAAGCAUGCAUAGAACCAUGGGAUCAAUCCCUGUUCUCCUUCAGAUCCAGCCUGGCCAAGCAGAUGAUAGCUCAUCCAUCCAGAAUUCUGUGGGUGGUAUUCCGGUGGCCCACUUGAUCAUUAGAAUGCAAAGUCAAAACUUGACUGUUUAUCCCCAGGUCACUCCAAGUCCUGUGAAAGGCACAGAUCAGAAGUAUGUACGAAUAGCUCCAUUGCCUGUCACAUUGAGGCCAGAAGUUCCUGGAAGUACAAAGAGUAUGGAGACCAAAGUCCCCAAAGUUUCCCCUUCAGUUAUUCGAGUCCACAAGUGUACACAUCCUGGCUGCACCAAGAUGUACACUAAGAGUUCCCAUCUUAAGGCACACUUCCGACGUCAUACUGGAGAAAAGCCUUAUACUUGUACAUGGCCUGACUGUGGUUGGAGGUUUUCCCGUUCAGAUGAGCUCUCUCGUCACAAGCGCUCCCAUUCUGGACUCAAGCCUUACCAGUGUCAAAUAUGCGAGAAGAAAUUUGCCCGCAGUGACCACUUAUCUAAACAUAUGAAGAUCCACAAAGGGUCAUUCAGUUCAGGAAGUCAGUCAGCAGGUUGUUUUCGUAAUAGUUAACUAACUCCCUGUUUCCUUGCCAAGAGAAGAUUUCCCAUCAACUCAAAGGACAGCUGAAUAGAAAAUAUGAUUUUUCUUUAGGAGAUAAGUAAUUAGAAAAUGACUUGUUUAAGGAGAAAACAACCUCUGUUUCAAUGUGCCUUACAAUUAUGGUUUGCCUCCAAAUCAAGAUCUUUGACACAGGUUAAUAAUUGUACAUUAUAUCUGAGAGGAAAAUGUGACCAUUCAGGAUGUGGAGAAGAACAGCAUGAGAUUCUGUUUCAUUCUAAAUGUUGUAAAUACUGUACUGUAAAUAUUAUUCUUCUACUGGUAUUGAGCUGCAUAUAAGGGACUGUAUUCAAAUGUAAGUUACCUUUUUCAUCAUCUCUCAGCCUAUCCUUAUUUGAGCAGCCUGGCACUUAUUCUAAAACCAAAAGAGUGACAGAAAAUUAUUUCGGUUUGAAAUGCAGGCAAGUGAACAUAAACUAUAAUAAAUCCAGCAAACAAAUUACUCUAUGAAUUCCAAAUUCCUCUUUUAUAUUUUGCUACUUAAGUGAGUUUCAUUGCUUCUCUGUAAUAUGCUUUCUUUUUCUUUUCUUUAUGAAAAUUUAUUUUAGAUUACUGUGAAUGAUUAUAUUCUUUUAAGAGCCAGACUUAAAAUGCAUAUUCAAUGGAGUGCAGAUUGCCAGUGCCUCAGAAUGGGACCCAAGGUGAAUUUGUACACUUCUUGCUAUUCGUCAAAGUGCUGCAUUAUUAGAGAGUGCCUUCUUCCUUUCUAAUAAGGCAAGCCAGAAUGAGUCUUGUGCAUUUUAAUUAAAACAAUAAAGAGCCUGAUACAUUACAAUUGAUAAAAUACUAAUCAAUGUAUUAUGAUAUCUGCUAUACACUACUGUACACAAAAUCCUUGCAUUGAAUUUAUUAUCUAUACAGCAAUGGCAAUGCCUAAUUAACUUUGUCUGAUCUGAGACACCCUGAGCAUGCCAGAUCUGGUUGAUAUGUAGAUGGACAUUACCAGGAAACUCCAAGGCUUUGGGUAGACAAUGAGGUUAAAAUGAUCUGAAAGAAUAGCAGUAUGCAAUAAUAUGCUACAUCUAUGUUAUUUUCAAAAAAACCUACAUGAACUGUCAAGAAUGCAGCCCAAGUGAGGGAACUUUCAUCUUUAAUAUGGCUACUUUACCUAAGUAUUUAGAUGCAGUUUAAGUGAACUGCUGGUGUAAAAUUUAGGUCAGUUGCAUCUGAGCACAGAAAACACUGAACUUAAGAGGCGACAUGCAACCACAAGCAAGUAAGCAAGCAAGCAAGCUUCUUACGCAUCUCCAGCCUGUUCCAAAACGCAACAAUUCCUACCAGAAGAGAGCAUCAGUAUAUCCUGUGUAAGAGUAGCAGCCUGCACUUAACCAUGCUUACUUGGAAAACUGAUUCUGAGAUAUGUUAUAGCUUGCCUUAGAUGUUUUAGUCUCCUUCCCCUAUAGGCAUGAUUUUCAUUUUUUAGCGUGUGCCAGCCUGAAUGAUUUAUAUUGCCGCUGUCUCCUUUCUUUGGUCCAGUGUUUUCCACAAGAGAUCUGUACUGUGUCAAGUUUAUUAUUCUCUCUCUGACCGCUCUCAGUCUUUAACUAGGACUCUGAAUAAUGUAUAAAGGUGUACUACAGCGAUUUUCUCUUCCCACUGAACAACAUUCUGUUGGCAUAAAUAACAAAAAUAUUUUAAAAGCACCUCCAAUAUGCCCUACCAUGGCACAACAAAUUGUACUGAAAAAUCUUCAAGGCAAGUUGUAUUUGCAGAUACAGAAAUCCAGAAGUCAUUUGCCUAACUAUGCAAAUAUAUUUAUUUAUUAAGCAUAUUUCUAUGCUGUUGCAAUUUAAAUGCUCUCAGCGGCAUAAAUAGAUUAAAUAAUACCAUUUAAAACAAUCAUGGUACAAUUUUAAAAUAAGAACAUACAAAUAAGAGUAAAGGAAUGACAAGACAGUAAUCAUAAAAAUAUUUUUGCAUAUAUCAUAAUAAGAGAUAAAACUUGAAUCAAAGUUCUUCCUUACUUCUUACUUCCUUACUUCUGAAUGGAAAAUGUCUUUUGACAACCCAAAUCAUCUCUUUUUCAUUAUUUCAUGAAUAGGAGAAGUAAUUGGCAAACUGAUUUCCAAGGAUCUGUUGAUGUAACAUGUUCCCUAGAAGAAAAAUAAAGCUGAAAUAUAUUAUAA
Messenger RNA from Thamnophis sirtalis, 3454 nucleotides. Lineage: Eukaryota; Metazoa; Chordata; Lepidosauria; Squamata; Natricidae. The record is from RefSeq and is a predicted model, not a curated record.